Molecule: messenger RNA, 852 nt
Organism: Uloborus diversus
Lineage: Eukaryota; Metazoa; Arthropoda; Arachnida; Araneae; Uloboridae
Product: 26S proteasome non-ATPase regulatory subunit 10-like
Exons: 1
Coding region: 1-852 (283 amino acids)
Molecular function (GO): protein binding
Source: RefSeq, a predicted model, not a curated record
AUGGAGGCCGCGGCAGAGCUGCUGGUGAAUGCGGACUGCAUCACGGAUGUGGUGGAUGGCUACAGGUGGACCCCUCUGCAUCACGCUGCCGAGUGUGGGUUCGUGAAUAUCGUCCGUAUCCUGCUCGCGGGGAGAGCGGAUGUAAAUCGGAAAAACAGAGUUGGAUGGACGCCCCUCCAUUACGCCGUGUUCUGGAGGAAGGAGGCCGCGGCGGAGGCGCUGCUGGAGGCCGCCCCCGAAUGCGACGAGCCGGACGGUUGGGGCAGCACCCCCCUGCACUAUGCUGCAAUGAAUGGUCUCGCGCGGACAGUUCAAUCUUUGCUGUCGAGGGGUGCGCGUCUGAAGCUUAAAGACGAAGAUGGACACUGUCCCCUGUACUGGGCCCUGAUGCGUGGACACGACGGUGUGGCGAGAGUGCUCCUGGCGACGUACGCCUGGAAUAAUAUCGAGGUACAUUGGGAAGAGAUGCGGCUCUCGAAGGAUAAGGAGGAGCGCGGCGUCCGGCUGCUCUCCGAGUGCAAAGUCGAGAUGAGGGAGGCCCGGGUGGAGGGGUCCCGCCUCUCCCUCCGCGACCUCGCCCGGCGACACCCCUCCCGCCUGGCCCGGCGCCUCUCCGACGAGGCGAUCCGGCGGCUCUCGGACCGGGACCUCCUGGCGCGGGACUUCCCGCUCUUGGGCGACCUCCUCCUCGUCCGGCUGGGGGAGGUCCGGGAGAGGAGGGCCCUGGAGGACCGCUUCCUGCGCUGCUUCCCCCUCCUCUGCCCGCCCCUGCCCCCCACCUGCACCGACGUCCUCCUCGCGUGCCUGGCGGACGACGACCUGAGGCACUUCGCCCGGGCCGCGGAGCUCUAG